UCAUAUCUAAGACGUCUUAUUCAAGUUUUGUUAAAAAUGACUGGCAGUGUGUCUUAUCGGAUUUUAUUUUUUAUUUUUGUUAAUGGCUCGUUCAAUAUGGCACAGGGAUCAACUUGGAGAGAGCUUUCGGUAAUCGAACCCUGUUUUGUUGGCAGAAACAUCAUUUUUCGUUUGAGCUAUGUACUUGGUAUGACGGAACCAAAAUCGCUCAGAAUGUAUGCACUGUUUCCAAACGGGAAGAUGUUUAAUGAAAUCAAAAUUGAUAGAGCAACAGUCGUCGGUGCGGAACUACACAUGCAAGUGAACAGUGUAAACAAGACAUGGGAUAAUGCAGUGGUGUAUGUUAAAGAUGGUUUUAACGUGUCAAGUACUUUUCAGCUAAGAUUAAAAGAGUUCGACAACAAGUGCGGCCAUUUGUUCAUACAGUCAUACCCAAACCAUAUCGGUGACAGCGCCCAGAUUGAUUUUUACCCAUCUCACAUAGUUCUAAAUAAUCCAAAGUCACGUGUUUGGCUUCGAGACAGAGUUUCAAUCGAAUUGGAAAAGGGAAAAUAUGAAGAGGUUUUCGAAAAAGAGAGACAAAUUUUCUCAUUUGUGGCUUUUAAUUUUACAAAGAAACACACGUACUCUCUUACUUGUAAGCACAGAGAGGAAGGUAAUACUCAAUUUAAUACGACAGACGGCUAUGUGGAAAAAAGUGACAACGUUGAAAGCACCAACGCCGUUAGUCUAUUCAUUGGUAAACCAGCUCUUGGGCCAAUGUGCAUGACAGAGCAUGUGUCCAGUUGCGUGUGUGUAGCUGUUGGAGACACAAUCGAUUGCAAGACGUAUUCAAGUAAUUCGUCACUGCACAUUGGUGAUGAACAUGAAUUUGUACCUAGGCGACUUUCUUCUUUGUAUGAUGAAACAUACGUCUUGAUGAAAAAAAUUAAUGACAGUUCGUAUCAUAAGCGCACUGUUUUGUGUUUUGCGACGUUUGGCCAUGAAUCGUACGUAUUCAACACUAGCGCCGCGAUAUGCAUUAUAGAACCUCCUCGCAAGUUGUACCUGUACGCACCUGUGGUCACAGAAGAUGAGCCUGCAAAUAUUUCAUGCGUUGCAUAUGACGCAAGACCAGCUCCGAAAUUAGAAAUUUACAUUGGUGAUGAUAAUAUACUAGAUGUCAAUACGUCACAUGUGUACGAUGCAACUUUGGAUCUAUACGAUACUGUAUUAGAAGUAGUCCGUUCUGCAAACAAAUCGUGGAAUAACAAAGUUAUACAUUGCAAAGCUUUAGUUUAUGAGCCGAUUAAAGGAACUUAUGUGCAGUCGGACUCAAGACAGGCUAUAUUCGAAUACAAAUAUCCACCUCAUUCUCUUAAAAUGACAUCACAACAAAGGCCGAUCAUGUAUUACUCGUUGCAUUCCUUCCAUGUCUGUUGCGAAAUGGACGAAACAAACGCAGAAUGCAAAAUUGAAUGGUCAACCAAAAUCCAGAAUGCUACACUAGAACGCAUUCGUUUUGGGCGGCUGCAAGGAGGACAGGACUGUAUCAAUGCAAUCCUUCCACGGGAAGCAAACGGACAAAGCAUACGUUGUGCUGUAAUCUGCUCUGAUGUCCGAGUUGAUUUGCAUCAGCAUUUUAUUGUCGAUCUUCCAAGAAACCCGGUUGUCAAUGUUCAUAAAACAAACUUCUAUAAUUCCAACAGCCAGUCCGAGAUGAUUAUUCUAAUUUGUGAGGUAGUUAGUAAUCCAGUGGCAAACAUUAGCUGGAUUUCCGAAAAUGGAAAUAAGGAAUACGCCGUCUGCACUUUGACUUCAGAAUGCGUGAUUCAGAUUAAUGCAUCUGUUGUUGAAAGACAGAACACAUUUGAAUGUGUAGCAGUCAAUAUUUACGGGGAAAGUAGAAACAGUAUAACAGUUGCUGCAAGUGAUACUUUUACCACAGUUACAGCACUCACGCUGCCAUGGAUGUACAUUGCGGCUGGUCUAGGCGCUGUAGUAAUACUGGGAUGUCUGGUCAUAGCAAUCGUUGUCGGCAUGAAGCGUGUCUCCAAACCCAAAAGAAAACACCCGCUAAAUAAGGUUGGUGAUCAAGAUGCAAUGGUAUUGAAUGACAUCCCAGAUCACAGUUACAGACCAGAAGCUGAAUACGAUGAAAUCGACGAUCCUUUGAGUACCCUACAGGCGGAGGUAUUUGUAGAGACAAGAAGUCAUCCAGUCCUUAAAACAUACGAGGAUCUUCGAAGAUCGAGCAGUGAUAAGACAGAGCAAUAUACGAGCGUAAAAUGAAUGUGUUCAAUAUGUAAAGAGAUGUUGAUAAUACAUUUCUCCGUUAUAAUUAUGUCUAUAUUCGAACACAUUUGUUUAAAAUAAACAUUUAUAAAUUAUGUUUCAAUCGCAAAUUAAAGCCCAACGUAUAUGAAACAAUGUUCUUAUACGUACCGUAUUGAAAGUGUGUGGCGUAUAUCUACGUAUGAUCAACGAAAAACUUUAUGAACGGCUUGUAUCUUGCGUACUUUGUGUGUAUUUAAUGAUUGUGAACGUAGUUAAGCUCGUUACCCUUUCGUCUUGGUAAAGACAAUAUGUCCUUUAAUGCUAAUUUAAGUAUAUUGUUCAUUUGCAUUCUUUUGCAUAAAUCACUAUAUGUUCACUGGAACGACAGCUGAUGGAUUGCAAUGUAAAUAACUAACGUAUUAAUUUUCAUAAGCAGUAUUUUUAAUGUUAAAACAUGUUUAACAUGACAACCCUCAGUAAAUGUUGUACUUCAGUGAUAUACCAGUUUGCCAGUGAUUUUGAAAUUACUAAAAAAAUAUUUUAUGGCUGGAUACAAAGCUGUAGCUGUGCCUGGAACAGGGACAUCCUAUCAUCAGUACGAUGCUCAAAAUUUAAAAUUUAAAAACACAAUUUAACGUUAUCUCGACAUAUCAAAUCAGCACAUAUAUACGGUUACACCUCUUUAAUACUUUCAUUCAAAGAACUGGUGGUUUACGCCUAUUUACAUUGGCCGAACUUCAAGCUGUUCCCAGAUUUAUUAACACAAUAUUUCAUGUUCAGCUUGACCGAAUUGUUAAAGAAUUCAUACCAAACAGCAAUAAUAUAAUUUUCAUUCAAAUUUAAGUAUCGUAUAAGGUUUUAACGGUCCUAUAUAUACCACAAUUGUAUGGAUUGUAUUGAAAUUGUAUAAGUACAAUCUUACCGACAUCAUAUGCAUAUGUAUAUUGUUCAAUACUAUCGAAUUUGUUUUAAUAAAGAUUAAAUAUU
Messenger RNA from Dreissena polymorpha, 3243 nucleotides. RefSeq lists its product as uncharacterized. NCBI's taxonomy places the organism in Eukaryota, Metazoa, Mollusca, Bivalvia, Myida, Dreissenidae. The transcript is spliced from 12 exons. The record is from RefSeq and is a predicted model, not a curated record. Bases 37 to 2271 code for a protein of 744 amino acids.